AUGGCAGGCAAUACUGAAAGCUCAUUCCGUGAUUCACUGCGCAAUUUCAAACUAUCCAGAUCAUCAGCGGCACCGAUAUCGCUACCGACGACGACCGCCAACAGCCCCGAAAACUCGACCUUUGCAUCUUUCCGUGAUAACGCCAGUAAUCUAUUCUCCAAUGUAACCCACACUGUUCAGGGAUACAUGCCCGUAGGCUUCAACGGCGAGGAAGAAGAAGAAGAACCCUGGUAUCAAAUGUCACGGGUGGAGCGAGUCAUGGCUUUUGCUCUUUGUCUGGCCUUAGGUAUCGCUUGUUUCUGUCUGGCCAUCUUUUUGUUUCUGCCGAUGUUUGCUCUUGCACCGGGAAAAUUCGCAGCCACCUUUACACUUGCCAGUAUCCUGGUACUUGUUAGUAUCGCUAUGCUGAGAGGUCCGAUGGCCCACUUGAAGCAUAUGAUGUCCAUCGAAAGAGCACCCUUCACCAUUACUUAUCUGGGCACAAUGGCCUUGACCCUGUAUUUCUCUCUCGGUCCUCACAACUAUAUCUUGACUAUCUUAUUUGCCAUCAUCCAGCUCAUUGCCUUGGUGUGGUAUUUUGGAUCGUACAUUCCAGGUGGAGUAGCAACAUUACGUUACGGCACUGCCUACAUUGGACGAAGAGCCGCUUCAGUAUUGCCUAUUUAA
Molecule: messenger RNA, 666 nt
Organism: Radiomyces spectabilis
Lineage: Eukaryota; Fungi; Mucoromycota; Mucoromycetes; Mucorales; Radiomycetaceae
Product: Got1/Sft2-like family-domain-containing protein
Exons: 6
Coding region: 1-666 (221 amino acids)
Biological process (GO): vesicle-mediated transport
Cellular component (GO): membrane
Source: RefSeq, a predicted model, not a curated record